AAAACUCUCUCUCCCAUGGUUCUUCGCGCUUGUACAGUGACGACAUGCAUGCGCCGGAGGUUCAACAGCAAGCUCCCUAACUCAACGCUGACAGUCUUGCAAAAACGUAUUGAAGUAUAUAUUGAAUUGUGUUGCAAUUAGGUCAUUUAUAUCGUAUAAUGGUUCGACUUUAGUAACAGUUAAUUACUACUGGGACAUUUUGCGAAAUAGGGGCAAGACACAGGCGUGCGUUUUUUAAAUAGCUGAAGUAGCUAGCAAGUCAACGUGAAUAGAGGACAACAUGGUGUAUUCUUUCAUACUGAAAGUUGUGCAGCGUAAUUUGCAUCAAUAUCAAACACUGUCAACGCAAUCCGUUCUGCGAAUAUGUAAACGCAUGCAGAACAAUUUGCACCUUCAGAAACCGUCUACUGCAACAUCCAGAUUCGUUUUCUAUGGGGCUGCAUAUCACUCACCUAUUGGGAGUAAUAUAUUUUGUACACGGAGUCGAAGCAUUUCUGUCGACACAAGAUUGAGAAGUAAAGGAGAAGAGAAGGAUGGUGGACAGGUGUCAGUACCGAGGAAAGGACCUUCUACUGCACAUAAAGUAAAGGAAGCUGGCAAAGACUUUACCUACCUCAUAGUUGUGCUGAUUGGACUCGGAGUAACAGGUGGGUUGUUGUAUGUGGUUUUCCAGGAGCUGUUCUCCUCCUCCAGCCCCAACAAGGUCUACAGCAAAGCCUUCAACAAAACCAGGUUACACCCAGAGGUGAUUGGAGUGUUCGGGGAGCCAAUCAAGUGCUUCGGUGAAACGUCCCGCCGAGGUAGAAGACAGAAAAUCAGUCAUGUGGAGUACAUGAAGGAUGGACUGAAGCACAUGAGACUGAAGUUCUACAUCCAAGGAGAAGAACCAGGCCGGCAGGGAACUGUGCACACAGAAUCUAAAGAGAACCCUGAAACUGGAAAGUUAGAGUUCCGCUACAUCUUUGUGGAAGUAGACACUUACCCCAGGAGAACCAUUGUCAUUGAGGAUAACAGAUAAGAUGGGGACUGAUUCUCAGACCCGGUCUGAAGAGGUGCUGCAGCUGUCUAGCAUCACUCAGAUUAUGUAGGCAAUGCAUCACUUUGUUGAUGAACUUGUUUGUUUCAAAAAGUUUUUCAACAAAUGCCAAUAAAGUUUUAUAGAGUCUGUCGGUGGUUAAACCCAAUAAUAAUUGAUGGAACCAAGUUCCUAUAUCUUGUUGUUUAGUAUGAGUUUCAGAUUUGUUGGGUGAUUUCGAAAAUUUACUGCCAUUGCUGACUUUUCUGAGGACAAUUUCCUUAUUUUUGAGAACUGAGUUAGUGAGGGUGAAGUAUGAUCUCUUUUUGACAUGGCUGUUCCCUUCUGAAUGCCAAUAACUGGUGUUUUAGCAAUGAUUUGAAGCUAUCUGUUUUAAUGCUCCAUAGGAUAAACGGCUUCUAAAGAAUGGUUUACUUUUGUUGUCAAAACACGGAAAUGUAAUGCUUUUAAAGAAAAGCAUCUGAUGCAGAGAUGUUAUUUGUCUAUUGACAGUGAAAAUGUUCAAUGUCUUUGUUCAUGAAUCUACUACACUGAUUAGAGAUAUGGAAAACCGUUAAAGAUUUUGAAUUAACUAAGACUCCUGUAUUUUGAGAGCAAAUCAAUAGAAUUAUUUUAUGAGUAUGUGGAGAUACAAAAAAUGUGUGACUUGAUUAAACCCCCAAUAAUAAAGGAUUCACUGGCCAUGUGAAGUUAGACAUA
Molecule: messenger RNA, 1735 nt
Organism: Oncorhynchus kisutch (coho salmon)
Lineage: Eukaryota; Metazoa; Chordata; Actinopteri; Salmoniformes; Salmonidae
Gene: timm21
Product: translocase of inner mitochondrial membrane 21
Exons: 6
Coding region: 281-1018 (245 amino acids)
Biological process (GO): protein import into mitochondrial matrix
Cellular component (GO): TIM23 mitochondrial import inner membrane translocase complex
Source: RefSeq, a predicted model, not a curated record